This is a messenger RNA of Myripristis murdjan (pinecone soldierfish), 7392 nucleotides long. RefSeq names its product platelet-derived growth factor receptor, beta polypeptide (gene pdgfrb). Gene Ontology annotation, cellular component: plasma membrane; signaling receptor complex. The record is from RefSeq and is a predicted model, not a curated record. Gene Ontology annotation, molecular function: ATP binding; platelet-derived growth factor binding; platelet-derived growth factor beta-receptor activity. The coding region runs from base 783 to 4124 and encodes 1113 amino acids. The transcript is spliced from 23 exons. Lineage: Eukaryota; Metazoa; Chordata; Actinopteri; Holocentriformes; Holocentridae. Gene Ontology annotation, biological process: protein phosphorylation; angiogenesis; multicellular organism development.
UACACCUCCUCUAGCUCCUCAUCGAGCUCCAGUUGCUAACGGCUCCAUUCAUAAACAAAUCACUCCGGCUUGGGACCUCUCAAGAGCAACAAACAGAACUUGAUCUGUAUUUUGAAGUUUUCUCCCUCCGUCGUACUUGCCUGUCUCUUUCAUUCAUUUUUCUUUAAACUUCCCUCUCUUGCUUUUGCUCAACUCCCCUUCUUCCUAACUCCCUCCCUCCUCUCCCUCCCUCCUCACUCCUACUCUUUAGUGUGUUGGAGUUGCUGCACAGCCGGACCACUCACACUCUUUUCUGUGUGAAUCUGUCAGCGCAGAAGUGUGUGAAUGUGUGUAUGUGUGUGAGUGAGUGUGUGUAUCUCCACUGGGAACUUUUUUUUUCCCCCCUUGAAACUUACAGAACUCUUUGGGAGCAGUGGGCAGGCUUUUUCAGAGUGUGAGAGAGGAGAGGAGACCCCCACGGUGCUGUGAUUUGACUAAACAAACAGCCGGGCUCAGAGCGGUACCUCCUCCAGCGGACUCCCAGGACACCAGAGAUUAACCUUGCAGCCCUCAGACCCUGAACAUCUGAGGGAUCUAUACAUCUUACCCAGCAGCCCCCUGUGGAGAGAGCCGGCUGGAAAGCUCGCCUCUGAUUUCAGAAGGAGACCGGCCACUGGCCAGCAAACGUAUCCGACAGAGAAGGAGCGAAAGGAGAGAGAGGCAAACACACUCCCUCAUCCUGAGAGACUUGUCUGCGCUCUAGGAUAACGCUGAAGAGCAAAAGUGCUUUGAAGACAUCAACCAUGAGGAGGAGUGUGCCGGCGUCCACGCUCCGUCUGGCGGUCUUGGUCACAGCUCUUCUGCAUUUCUGCCCUGAGUUUUGCUGCCUGGAGAUCACACCCAGUGACAGUGAGCUGGUCCUGGCUGCAGGCUCGUCCCUCACCCUCACCUGCUCCAGCUCUGGGCCUGUCAAAUGGGGGUUUAAGAGGGACGACGUGCCUUACUUCCGGAUGGAGCAUAUCCAGAAUGGAGACCCCCUCUCUGGUCAAAACCACAAAAUUGUGCAGGACAGUGACACAUCCAGUGUUUUGACCCUGUGGAACAUGAGCUGGAAACACACCGGGGUGUAUGAGUGCACUGACCAAGACACUGGAGAGACUAAGGAGGUGGCUGUCUUUGUCCCAGACCCCGAGGUCUGGUUCGUAGAGAGCGCCCAUGGCAUGGUAACUAAGACCAGCGAGGAAGGCAUCAUCCCCUGCGUGGUCACCAACCCCGCCAUCAAUGUCACCCUCUAUGAAAAGGACAGUGACAUGCCGAUCACAGGGCUCUAUGUUCCCAGCGAGGGGUACAAGGCACUGCUGGAGGACAGGACCUACGUGUGUCGUGGGGAGCUGAACGGGGAGGUGAAAGAGUCCCAGGCCUUUUUUGUCUUCAGCAUCGUUGCCCCAGAGGCCAUCGACGCCUACAUCAAUGCGUCAAAGAUGGUGCUCAAGCAGGGCGAACCGCUGACAGUCAACUGCACCAUCCAUGGAGUGGAGCUAGCGUUCUUCUCCUGGGACUAUCCCAACAGAGAGGACAUCGGCAUUGAGCCGCUGACAGACGUCCUGUCCGCCAUGAGUAUGCGCUCCUACCUCAUCUUCCCUCACGCCACACUGGCCCAAAGCGGCAACUACGUCUGCCAUGUCCACGAGGGCGUGCGAGACCAGAGCGCCUCCGCCAACGUCAACAUCACUGUCCUCGAGCAAGGCUUUGUGGACCUGAGUCCGGCUCAGCAACGAAACAUUUCAGCCCAGCUGCAUGAGAACGUGGAGCUGAGAGUGGAGAUCGAGGCCUACCCCCCACCUCAGGUCCACUGGAGCAGGGACGGUACCACCGUGAACGGAGACAAAACCAUCACCACCAGGCAGGAACACGAGACCAGAUACGUCAGCACUCUGACCUUGGUGAGAGUGAGGAUGGACCAGAGGGGCCUCUACUCUGUCCUUGUCACCAAUGGAGACGACACGAAGGAAGUGACCUUUGAUCUGGAGGUCCAGGUUCCCUCCCAGAUUAAAGACCUGACUGACCACCACCUACCUGGGAAGAGGCACUUGGUGACCUGUGUCGCUGAGGGGGUCCCGUCCCCGACCAUACAGUGGUACAGCUGCAACAGCAUGCUCAAGUGCAGCAACCAGACGGCAGCAUGGCAGCCACUGGAGCCCGAAACUGAGGCGCUGAGCAUCCUAACUAACGUCAGCUACAGCGAGACUCGCAAAAUAAGCCGAGUUCACAGCCAGGUGACCUUCCACAAGCCCCAGCAGCUCACUGUUCGCUGUGAGACCAGCAAUCAAGGAGGGCUCGACAGACGAGACAUCAAACUGUUGACCAACACGCUGUUCUCCCAGGUGGCAGUGUUGGCCGCUGUUCUCGCUCUAGUGGUCAUCAUCAUCAUCUCUAUCAUCAUCCUCAUUGCUGUGUGGAGGAAGAAGCCGCGCUAUGAGAUCAGGUGGAAGGUGAUUGAGUCGGUGAGCCUCGAUGGCCAUGAGUACAUCUACGUGGACCCCAUCCACCUGCCCUACGACCUGGCCUGGGAAAUGCCGCGAGACAACCUGGUGCUCGGUCGCACUCUUGGAUCGGGAGCCUUUGGCAGGGUGGUCGAGGCAACUGCGUACGGUCUCACUCAUUCCCAGUCCAGCACAAAAGUGGCAGUGAAAAUGCUCAAAUCCACAGCGAGGAGGAGUGAAACCCAGGCUCUGAUGUCAGAACUGAAGAUCAUGAGCCACCUCGGCCCUCACCUCAACAUUGUAAACUUGCUGGGUGCCUGCACCAAACAGGGCCCUCUGUACCUGGUGACGGAGUACUGUCGCUAUGGUGACCUGGUGGACUACCUGCACAGGAACAAGCACACCUUCCUGCAGUAUUAUGCAGAGAAGAACCAAGAGGACUCGGGCUGCCGCAUCUCAGCAGGGAGCACCCCGCUUAGCCAGAGGAAAGGCUAUGUGUCGUUUGGCAGCGAGUGUGAUGGAGGGUAUAUGGACAUGAGUAAAGAUGAGCCCUCAGUCUAUGUGCCCAUGCUGGAGCAGAUAGACACCAUCAAAUAUGCAGACAUCCAGCCGUCCCCAUAUGAGUCUCCCUACCAGCAGGACAUCUAUCAGGAACAAGGUGGCAGCAGAGUGGACCUGGCAAUGGUCAUCAGUGACUCUCCCAUUCUCACCUACAACGACCUGCUGGGCUUCAGCUACCAAGUGGCAAAGGGCAUGGAGUUCCUCGCCUCCAAGAAUUGUGUCCAUCGCGACCUCGCCGCCAGGAACGUGUUGAUCUGCGAGGGCAAGCUGGUGAAGAUCUGUGACUUCGGCCUGGCCAGAGACAUCAUGCACGACUCCAACUACAUCUCCAAAGGCAGCACCUUCCUGCCUCUGAAGUGGAUGGCGCCCGAAAGUAUCUUCCAUAAUCUGUACACCACCUUGAGUGAUGUCUGGUCGUAUGGCAUCCUGCUUUGGGAGAUUUUCACUCUGGGAGGAACCCCCUACCCCGACCUGCCCAUGAACGAGCUCUUCUACAACGCUUUGAAGAGAGGCUACCGCAUGGCCAAGCCCACGCACGCCUCGGACGAAGUUUAUGACAUCAUGAGGAAGUGCUGGGACGAGAAGUUUGAGAAGAGACCCGAGUUCUCCUUUCUCGUUCACUCCAUGGGGAAUAUGCUGACAGAUGGCUAUAAAAAGAGAUACAACCAGGUCAACGACAGCUUUCUGAAGAGUGACCACCCGGCCGUGGCCCGCACCAAGCCAAGGCUGUCUUCACCGUUUCCUAUCAUGAACCCAGCCUUCGGUCCCCCCUCCCCCAUCCCCUCCUCCACCCCCCCGGACCCCUACAACCUGAGUCCGGUCCCCAGAGACCUCAGACAAGAGGAGGGCAGAGACGAACUCAUACCCUCGUACAAUGAGUACAUCAUCCCCAUCCCGGACCCCAAGCCUGAGGACGUUUUCACUGAUACGGACAUGCCGUCGGAAAGCCCUGCGAGCUCCGUGGCUCUGGAGGAGGAGACUGACUCCAUGUCCCAGGACACGGCUGACACCCUCCCAGAGGACAGGCUGGAGGAGGCAAGUGAGAGAGACGCUCUGCUGGGCUCGUCCGGGACGCCUGAGGUAGAGGACAGCUUCCUGUAGCCACGUGUAGAAACUUUGGGAAAAUAGACCCCCUUGUUCUGGGAAUGGUUUAUUACAUACCUGAGAAGGGAAUGUGACUAAAAUAGAGAAUGUAGCAAGCAUCAAUGAGAAGAAGAUUUUUUUUUUUCUAUCUUCACUAAGCACUCCUAUCGUUCUGUCCCUUGUUGAAUUUUUGCAUCACAGCUUGUUUAAAUACGGUACUUGCCUCACACUCUAGAAGUGAGACACCCUGUUGGGUUUUGAUGUUCAGUAUGUCUUUAUUUUCCAUUUUAGUCAGGACGUAUGAUUGCGCUAAGAGACUGAAUGACUUAUUUUGUGUUGUUGUUUAUUAUCUAGACAUGUGAAAUAAUAUGACUUUUUUGUUUCUAGAUAUCAUUUCCCACCUCUUUAUUUUGGUAGAUCAAUGUCCACCAUCAUACUGUAGAGGUUUCCCAUGCCAAACAGGCGACUGAAUACAUCCUUAUGUCUUCCUUUCCUAACUUGAAAGCAGUUGUAUUCACCAUAGUGCAUUAUGACCCUAGUGUUAUUAUCAGGAUAUGCGAGACAUAGAGAAUAUCUUUUGAGUUACAUGUGCAUUAUGCGGUAGCUGCAGGUCAAAGAAUACCCAGUUCUGUUUAACUAUAUUCUUUUGCAAAAAAAUGUCGAUGUCAUGUGGGAUUUUUUUUAAUAGAAUUUUGAAUACAUGUUUUGUAUAGAGUGUAUGACGUAGUUCUGUACCAGUUUUGCACUUUAUUAGGGUUAGGACAACAUGGAUAUUCACCAGAAAAAUAUAAAGGUACUUUAUGUAGGAGAUAGAACGAUACAAUCGAGAGUUAUCAUAAAAUUUUGAUUCAGAUGUGUGGUUGUACAGCGAACAGACGCCAUGCUCUUACUUCUGUGACAGUUUUGACUCAUACUUUAUCAGCAUAUCACUGCCUUAGCAAACGAUGUUAUUUGUAGAUGUGCCUUUGCAUCGAUCAAUAUGGCUGGUGUUGUCUUUCAGCCAUCAGGUGUUGUUGCUUGUUAAUUGGGAUAUGAAGGGCUACUGUACUUAAGAAACUUAGGUAGUUAAUUGUGUACAUGUGUAUAUGAUGUGUGUUGUCACUUUCAUUCCGUAAUCUCCACUCACAGAGGUCUGACUUUCACUUCUUACACUACGAUUUAAAACAAAAGCUUACACUUCUCUGUUGUUUGUGUUAUAAAAUUCAUCCAAAACUGAUCAUUUUGGAGUUAUCGCUUCCCCCUCAUGUCAGUCACACUGGUGUAGUUUGAAUAUCUACAUAACACACAGUGAGCUCGCUAGCAUUGCUCUGUAUCGGCCUUCUCAAAAAUGAUUGAAAGUGGCUGAGAGCUGGUUAUUUAGAAGUCUGAAAAAAUACCAUAAAAUGACUCCAAACAGCAAGUGUUGUGAGUGCACUGAACAGUCCAGUACUUACCUCUUUAUCUCUUACAUUUUCCGCAUUUUCACAACACUAGAAGAUGAUGCCUUCAGGUGCUUUUGGAAAUUGCAGGAGGAACACACCAGACAAACCUUUGUAAAAUCCCUAAAUACAAAUGUAAAAGUAAAACCUUUAUGUGGUACUCAAGAUGUGGAAUUGUCACUACAGUGAAUCUAAUGACCAACCUAAAGACCAUGCAGUCUGUUGAGCCGCAGGCUACAGCAACAUGUUCUCCAUAUCAUCACUACAUUUACAUUUACUUUUGCCUGAAGAGGGAGCAAGGGGCUAAAAAAAAAAAAGCAGUUUUUAUUAAAAAUUUCAUCGCCAGUUAUUUCUCUCUUCUCAUGAAUGGGAGAGCCAUCUACCUCCACACUGUGCAAACUUAUUUUCUUAUCAAAAUUACAAAGCAAUCAGCGUUUCCAUGCAAGUAAGACAAGUUCUGGCAGUUAAACCAAAUAAACUAUUAAUAGCCCUCCCGUAGAGUCAUUUUUAGAGGCCACAGUUGGGUUCCCUCUCCUGAUUCAGUUUAGAAGUUUUCGCAAGUUCCUGUGCAUUUACUUAUCUCUGAUUUUUUAGCUACUGCUUGCACGGUUUUGUGAGAAAUUACAUCAUGGAGCUUAUCCUCAAUCCAUGACGCUCACUGUGCCCACACUGACCUUGUAUUAUCAGGAGAGUGAUGGUUCAGAAUCUCAGAAAUAUAUAUGAAUCAUUCAGUGAUGGGAUUUUCACUAUCUUCCAGAUCUCAUGAAGCAGUCAUUAGGUCAUUUUGAAACUGCACUUUUUUUCCCCCCACCACAGUGCAUUCAUGAUGCAUGUAUUGGAGUUUUUACCCUUGAUCACUGGGUCCUUAGCAGCUUCUGCAUUUGUCCAUUUGUGCUCAGCUUCAGAUGUGUUUCUGUAGCAGCUGGAGCAUGCUACAUGACUACAAUCGUGGGUGUUUCAGGGUUUAUAGUGUUAAAAAAAAGACAGGGUGUUGUUGCUUUACUUCUGCACAGUUGGCCCAUGAUGUCCAACAACCACCAGAAUAAUUAAAUCAAAUCAUCUAUAGAAUCAAUAGAAUCAUCCAGUUUAUGAGUUUUUGAGGAACACAUGGAGGUAGCAAGACCCUAAACCAUAUCCUGUGGGGUGACCAGAGUUCUGUUGACAGGAUAAAAAGGUAAUGGUGGGGUAACUGUGGACCCACACUUCAUUAGAUAGGCAUCAGUCAUUUGAAUAAUGCUGUUUGGGGUCAUUUUAAAGUUAAUUGUCUCUUUUUGGAACUCCUUAGAACCACUUCCUGGCCACUUCAUGUGUAUUUGACAAAAAAAAGUAAUUUUAGGAGAAGUUAAUAUGUGAGGGAUUUACCCAACGCCCUCAACGGUGCACAGACCACUGUGAUAGACAGAAGGAUAAAUGUGUGCAGUGAUUAUGUUUCCACCAUCUAACUUCCCCUAAAAUGACUCACUUUUUUUCCCUUUUUUUUUCUUUUUUGAGAUGCUGUAAGGUUAAUUUUUUCACACUGACGGAGCUAAGUUAAUGAGACCCAUAGACUUCAAGUCUUUAUGCUAAGCUAUCCUGAAAUGUUACCAAUAGGAACUGAACCACUGUAUGUUGAAAAUGGUGUUGAACAUCUUGUCUCAGUCUGGGUAAGCAUUGAUUCCUUUAACUUCAUCAGAGUUUCAGAUGAUAUGAGGGUGAAACGAUAAUCACCGAAUUUUCAUUUUUGAGUGAAGUAUUCCUUUAAAAUGUAGAACACUACAGACUGUAUCACAAAGCUAUGGUACCAAAGCUUCUCUUAACGUUUACAAAUGUAUUUUUAUAUGUGGUAUUUUAUAUGUUGCAGAUGUGACAAUAAAAGUGUAUUAUCAUCA